Meira miltonrushii is the source of this 993-nucleotide messenger RNA. RefSeq names its product NAD(P)-binding protein. The transcript is spliced from 2 exons. Gene Ontology annotation, molecular function: oxidoreductase activity, acting on NAD(P)H, oxygen as acceptor. Lineage: Eukaryota; Fungi; Basidiomycota; Exobasidiomycetes; Exobasidiales; Brachybasidiaceae. Gene Ontology annotation, cellular component: intracellular anatomical structure. Bases 1 to 993 code for a protein of 330 amino acids. The record is from RefSeq and is a predicted model, not a curated record.
AUGGCACGUUCAGCUGCUAUUCGUCCUGCUCCUUUAGCAAGUGCAGCUCGUAGCAACAACUUUGUCACUUGGGCUCCUACCUCAGAACCAAAAUUGAGCGCAGUACAACAAAACCCAGGUCCUCCUCCUCCAGUAGAGAACAUUGGUGUUGAUGCAGUCUUGCGUCAAAAUGUCAAUGACCCCGAGUCACACACAACAACCAUUUUCCAAGAAUUCUCCUUGGAAGGCCAGACUGCCGUGGUAACAGGUGGAAAUGGUGGUUUGGGUUUGGAAAUGGCUUUGGCUUUCGUUGAAGCAGGAGCACAUGUCUACGCAAUCGACGUUCCCGAACAACCUUCAGAAGAAUUCAAAAUUGUCGCAGAGCACUGCCGUAUCAUGAACAGAGAUUUGAAGUACAUCUCUGCUUCCGUCACAGAUGACAAAGAAAUGAACGAUGUUAUGGCAUUCGUCGUCAAAGACUCAGGAACAGAUUCUAUGGACAUUUGUGUUGCUGCUGCAGGUAUUUUGGGCACAGCUGAUGCUCUAGAUUACCCAGUUGAUGACUUCAAGAGAAUCUUUGAUGUCAACACAACCGGUGUUUUCAUCACUGCCCGUUCCGCUGCUAUUCAAAUGCACAAGCAAAAGAACGUUUCAGGAUCGAUCAUUUUGAUCGCUUCCAUGUCUGGUUCCAUUGUCAAUCGUGAUCACCACUGGGUCGCAUACAAUGCUUCCAAAUCUGCAGUCUUGCAAAUGGGAAGAAACUUGGCCGCUGAAUGGGGACCAAAGGGUAUCCGUGUCAACUGUAUCUCUCCAGGUCACAUUCGUACACGUAUGACAUCUGUCUACUUGGACGCAAACCCACACUUGUUGGUUAAAUGGAGUACAUCUAACCCAUUGGGUCGUUUGGGUCGUUCAUCUGAAAUGCGUGGUGUUGCUGUUUGGCUUGCAAGUUCAGCUUCUUCUUUCUGCAACGGAUCUGAUAUCGUUGUUUCAGGAGGUCAUCAAAUCUGGUAA